AUGUCGAAAAGAAAUCAAGUCACUGAAAUAGUUUUUAAUAAUGAAAGCGAGUCUUCAGAUUCGGAAUCAUCACUGGAUAUUGAUCCUCUGGACGCACAGCAACUGUCAGACGACCAGGAUUUGGACUAUGUUCCAAGUGAAGACGAUAAUUGUGAAGAUGAAGUCUCCCUGGAUCAACCUGGAACAUCAUUCCAGACUUCCAGGUUGAAAGUAUCUAAUGAUAUACGCGUAACAAAAAAUGACAAUAACCACGCAAAAUUAAAAGACAUACAUAGUUUAUUAUUAUGGAUAAAGGAGAAGAAGAUAAUACAAAGUGGGGAUGAAUGUAUUGAGCCCGCCAGGUCCCUAGUUAGAUCUUCCAUUAGUGACUGGAACAGUUGGGUAGACUUCCGUAAAGAAUUAAUGAGAUUGUUUUGUACAGACACAGAUAGGAGUUAUGCAGCCCAGAUGUUGUCUACAUUGCAGAUGAAGAGUGAUGAGAAACAUUGGACAUUCAUGGAUCGUAUAAGGAGUCUUACAUAUCAAGCCUUUUCUCAUGAAGUUAUGAAUUUUGAGGGUAAUAUGCAAUUUAGUCAGUCUGAAGAAGUUAAUCAACGUAUUACAGAAAGGCUUUUGCAAGGAAUCAAAGAGAGAACUUUGAAAGGUGUUAUUAUUGGUGAAAUUAACAGAAACCCUAAAUUGAUGACAAAUCCUGAUUUUGUAGCCCGUGUUGCCGAUGAAACUGAGCAAAAAUUGAGAGAUUUUGAUCCUUCAUCAACCAGUAUGAAUACAAAUGGUGGAGAUCAUCGUACCAGGAGAAAUUAUAAUUACUCAACUAACAGUAUGCAACCAGAAUAUCAAGCUAGUUUUAGACAUACAACACCCUGGACUUAA
Lottia gigantea (owl limpet) is the source of this 873-nucleotide messenger RNA. RefSeq lists its product as hypothetical. Bases 1 to 873 code for a protein of 290 amino acids. NCBI's taxonomy places the organism in Eukaryota, Metazoa, Mollusca, Gastropoda, Lottiidae. The record is from RefSeq and is a predicted model, not a curated record. The transcript is spliced from 3 exons.